Solanum verrucosum is the source of this 971-nucleotide messenger RNA. Its product is annotated as MADS-box protein SOC1-like. The transcript is spliced from 7 exons. Gene Ontology annotation, cellular component: nucleus. The record is from RefSeq and is a predicted model, not a curated record. NCBI's taxonomy places the organism in Eukaryota, Viridiplantae, Streptophyta, Magnoliopsida, Solanales, Solanaceae. Gene Ontology annotation, molecular function: DNA-binding transcription factor activity, RNA polymerase II-specific; RNA polymerase II cis-regulatory region sequence-specific DNA binding; protein dimerization activity. Gene Ontology annotation, biological process: positive regulation of transcription by RNA polymerase II. The coding region runs from base 37 to 711 and encodes 224 amino acids.
UUUUUUUUUUUAAAAUAAAGGGAUUGAUCUAAAGAGAUGGUGAGAGGGAAAACACAGAUGAGGCGUAUAGAGAACACGACAAGUAGACAAGUUACUUUCUCAAAGCGAAGAAAUGGUUUGCUCAAAAAAGCUUUUGAGCUUUCUGUUCUAUGUGAUGCUGAAGUUGGAUUGAUUAUUUUUUCUCCAAGAGGAAAACUAUAUGAAUUUGCUAGCUCCAGCGUACCGGAGGUAAUUGAACGCUAUAAGAGGCAUACUAAAGAUAAAGUUCAACCUGAUGUAAAUCAAUCUGUGGAUAUUCAGAAUACUAAGCAAGAGACAGCAAGUUUGAUGAAGAAGAUAGAGCUACUUGAAUCAUCUAAAAGGAAACUCUUGGGAGAAGGUUUAGGAUCAUGCAGCCUUGAAGAAGUACAACAAAUAGAGAAGCAAUUGGAGCAGAGUGUCACUACUAUCAGGGCUCGAAAGAUGCAAGUCUUUAGGGAACAAAUGGAAAGAUUGAAAGAAAGGGAGAGAGCCCUUACAGCUGAAAAUAUGAUGCUGAGGGAACUAAAGUUUGGAGGGGAUGGAGAGAGAGGAAAAUCAAGUGGAGAGAAAGAAAGAGAAGUAGUAAUUUGUAUAGAAGGUGGUAGCGAUAAAUCAGAUGUGGAGACUGAAUUGUUUAUCGGACAACCUCAUCAUCAUGACUCCAGAAUAAGGCGUCCUGAGUGGUCUUGAGUGGUCCGAUAAAGGACCACUCAAGACCGCAGAAUUGCUCUCAUGUGCCCUUAUUUUGUACUUCAAUUUAAAAUGUGUAAAUUUUGACUAAUUAUCAAGUAUAAACUAACUAGUAUUCUCAUCUGCUUAAUUAUUUUGGAGAUGUAUGAGUGGGCUUAAUCUCUCUCUUAAUUAAGAUGGAGUUUAACUUUAAUCCCCUCUUCUGAGAUGCAAUUUGUACUUAUUGAAAUGAUGUAGUAUUACAUUUACUUUCACUUUAA